AUGACCUACAGGUGGAUCCUCCCAAUGGCCCUCCUGCUGUGUUUCUCCACCACGGCUCUUUCUGUGAACUAUGACUUGCUUCGGUCCCAACUAAGAAGCAGCAAUUCAGCAUGUCUGAUGCUCCUGCGGCAGUUGAAUGGAGCCCCUCAACGUUGCCCCGAGGACACAAUGAACUUCCAGGUCCCUGAGGAGAUUGAGCAAGCACAGCAGUUCCAGAAGGAGGAUGCUGCAUUGGUCAUCUAUGAGAUGCUCCAGCACACCUGGCGUAUUUUCAGAAGAAAUUUCGCUAGCACUGGCUGGAAUGAGACCAUCGUUAAGAACCUCCUUGUGGAAGUCCAUCUGCAGAUGGACCGUCUGGAGACAAACCUGGAGGAAAUAAUGGAGGAGGAAAGCUCCACCUGGGGAAACACAACCAUUCUGCGCCUGAAGAAAUACUACGGAAGGAUCUCGCAGUACCUGAAGGCCAAGAAGUACAGCCACUGUGCCUGGACAGUGGUCCAAGCGGAAAUGCUCAGGAACUUGGCCUUCCUUAACGGACUCACAGAUUACCUCCAAAACUGA
Equus caballus (horse) is the source of this 561-nucleotide messenger RNA. RefSeq names its product interferon beta 1 (gene IFNB1). Gene Ontology annotation, biological process: defense response. Gene Ontology annotation, cellular component: extracellular region. The record is from RefSeq and is marked provisional. Gene Ontology annotation, molecular function: cytokine receptor binding. Lineage: Eukaryota; Metazoa; Chordata; Mammalia; Perissodactyla; Equidae.